Molecule: messenger RNA, 10323 nt
Organism: Delphinapterus leucas (beluga whale)
Lineage: Eukaryota; Metazoa; Chordata; Mammalia; Artiodactyla; Monodontidae
Gene: CRYBG3
Product: crystallin beta-gamma domain containing 3
Biological process (GO): lens development in camera-type eye; visual perception
Molecular function (GO): structural constituent of eye lens
Source: RefSeq, a predicted model, not a curated record
GGAGCGCAUCGUGCCCGCGCUUCUCCUGCCGGAGAUGGACUGAGCCGCACCGCCCGCCCGCGCCGAGUCAGUCCUGCCCUCGCCGGGUCCCGCGGCGCCGGUCUCAGGGCGCAGGACACCGUCUCACGCGUUCCCCGGGGACGGCCGCGGACCGGCUGCCGCGCCGGGGAGAUGUCCGGCGGCCGGAGGAGGGGCGGCGCCCCCUGGCACAGCUUCUCCCGGUUCUUCGCUCCCCGAAGCCCUUCCCGGGACAAGGAAGAGGAAGAGGAGGAGAGGCCAGGGACAAGCCAGCCGCCCGCGCCGGGCCGGGGCGCAGCCAGUGUUGAAAAUGAGCCCAUGAGCACAAGUCAGAAAAAGGAAAAGGUACUUUCGUCAGAAGCAGUAAAGAUUCCCCAAAGUGAGGACAAAAGGAACCAUGCUGAGAAGCUAAUCACUCUUCCAACACAGGAAGAUUCCAAAAAGCCAAAUGACCUUUCCGGUUCCACUUCAGAUGCCAAAAUGGGAGAAAGCGAUAAACAGCCGAAAGAAAGCUUUUUUCAGUUUCUUGGUAACUUAUUCAGCAUCUCAGGAAAAUCAUCUCUUGGUGAAGCCAAGCAGUCUUCUUUCAAAGAUGAACAUGACAAAACUGAGAAAGACUUACGAAAUCCCAGUGACCAUCCUGAUGAAGGGGUCCAAUGGGAGAGGGCUGUUGUCAGUGGCUCCCUGGGAACCCUGGCACUUCCAGCAGAAGCACAAGAAUCCAACUCAGCUGAACUCUCAGAUGCCUUUUCUUUGGAUACAACACAAGACAGUGAACAGGAAACCAGUGAUUUGCUAAGAAAACAAAUGGAUGGUAAACCAGAGAGGCCUGUAGUAACAUAUGCCACGUACCGAGGCCCCAGACAAAUUAGGAAGUAUUUGAAGCAGCGGACGGAGCUGGAAACCUUGAAUCCCUUAGACAGAGAAAAUGAAAGUUCCGACUCUAGUACGAGCACACAUAUUGGCCUUGGAAGUGAGACAGAGGCUGGGAUGGUGUCAUCGUCAUCAGCUAGCACAGACGUUUCUGUGAAAGGACAAGUGCUUAAAGGCCGGAUAGAAGACUCUGAUUAUAAUAAAAUAAAUAUCAACCCAGAAAGCCAUUCAACAAACAACCGAGAACUGUCUAGCACCGCUUCUUCUAGGGAUGUUUUAAAUAAAAAUGAUCCUGGGGGACCUGAGAGAAGUCGGUCAUCCCGUUCUGAGACUAACUCUAGCUCCACUGAUGAAGAAUUUGACUCACAGCACCAUUUAAGCUGCAUACCAGUCUCUCAGACUGACAGAAAUUUGGUAUGUUCAGCAUUGUCUACAGAAAGUAACAGUAGCAAAAUUCCUUGCAGUCCAGACUUGCAGAGGACAGCAACACCAGAAACUACGGUAAUAGAAAACAGCUCGAUGAUGAGUGAUGGGACACUGGUGCAAAGAGAGGAGUGUGUUGAGCCUGAGAACCCUGCUGUUUCGAGUGACACUACCAAACAUGGAAAUACAGAUUUGCCAAGUCCAAAUAAAUCAAUUAGGCGUCAAGCUCUGCAGUGGCCAGAGAGUAAGUGUUCUGACAAGCACACCGAAGGUAACUCGUCAGAGCACGCUGCCAAUCACACUAGCAACAUUGCUCUCCAGAGACAUGCUGUAACAGACACAGAACUUAUAAGUGAAGAAAACAGAUUGUCUGCCCUGGACACACAGGAAAAUUUGGCUCCUACAGAAAUCAAGCAAGAAACAGAAAGCACCUCAGUCGGUGAACCCACAACUUCAAGUCAUGUAAAAGCUCCAGAAGGUAGAAUCGAGUCAUUACCCAAAGGUACUGACAAGUUGUUGGUAACAGAAGCCAAGAAGCUUGUUAGGCCACAUAGCAAAAUGCCUCCCAUUGUUAGAAUGAAUGAAAAGGAUGCUGCCUCUGUAAAACACACCAGUGAAUUAGCCGUUGUAGCAUGCUUAGAAAAUAAAAUAUCACCUGAACUGAAUAGAAAUCACAUUUCAGGAUCUAUUCUUGACUCUGAGAGUCGUCAGCAAGCCAAAGCAUCACCUGAUCCCAGGACAUCUCUUAACCUUGACCAUAAAAAAUCAGAUUUCAGUACUUCAUCUCCUACCUUUGUUUCCCGAGCUGGCAUGCUGAGCAGGUUGGAUAUUCCUGUCUUAAAGAAUGAAGGUUCCUCUGUGCUCAUUGAAACUGGGGAUGUCAGCAUCAUUGGUAUUUCCCAUCAGCCUCGUAAGUGUCAAGAAGAAAAUGUGGCAAAUCAUGCUGAGGCCACAGACAGGAAGAGUCUCCCUGCUUGCCUUCAUCCUGAGCGUGCAUCUGUAAUUCCUGAGUCUAAGGAAGUUCUUCCUGAUAGUGAAAAAUGCCAGUUUCCACUAGGUCUUGAAGCCAAUGACACCCACUUAACUGCAGUGGACUUGAGCUUUGAGUCCGAAAGCCUCUCUAAGGACCACAGUCCCACUUCAUCUCAAGACCGUGAUAAAGCAGAGUUCAUGCUGUCAAAUGCCAAAGCAAGUCAGGGCACUAUAGGCAAGUCUGAUUCUCUUUUCUCCUUGGAAACCAAAACUGAUAACCUUGCAGAAAUGUUGUCAACGUCUGAAGUUGACGGUCAGAACAGUGUUCCUAUUGGGUCAUAUUCUGGAAGAGGAGAAACUCUAGGUCUCUCCAAGAUACCUGUUCCCCAAACAGAGCCCAGAGACAUUUCUCAGGAUACAAUCUCUUCUCCACUUGAAAUUACAGAUGUGCCAGCAAGUCCUCUUUUAUCAGAAUUGACUUCCCUAGAAGUUGAACAGGACAGAAGUUUUCAGUUAGUGGGUCAUAAAGAAAUUAAAGAGAAAUAUUCAGAUGCCAGCCUUAAAGAGAAUUGCCAAACUGAGGUUUCUCCUCCUGCCUCCAAAUAUCAAGGUACACAGGAAGCAGAGUUGGAAGCCUCAGGUAAUUCUGCUCUUCUCCAAAGUAAAAUACUUGGGACUUUACCUGCUGUUCAUGAUGGAAAAGUCACUAGGCAAAUGGCACAGAACUGUGAAGCCAACACUUCUGUGAUUCAUCAACCUUCAGUUAUCUGUGGGACCAAAAAGAUUUCUGGUUUUUCAGAAAUGGCAGAACUCAGUUUAACUAGUACUUCCCCCAAAUUCCAAGAAACUGACAGCACAGCAGUAAAUGCACCUUUUCUGGGCUCUGGUGUGAGUUUGGAAAAAAAUGCGUUUGCAUCUGAGGAUUCAAAUUUUCGUACUCAUCCUUCUGUGCUGAGAUCAGAAAAGAGAGCCUCAUCUCACAGAAAGAAAGAGGGUGCUCAUCUCCUAAGUGGUGGUAUUGAUGGCAUGGCUUCUUCCUCCAGUAACUCUGAAGAAGUUAGCAUGGUUACAAGUUCACAGAAUCCCCCAAAUGAUUUUAGCUCUGUAAAAGUUACCAUAGAUGUCCCACAUGAAGGUACCUCCUUGACUAACCUGCUGUACCCUGAUAGCUCUUAUUUGGAAUUUGAAACAUCUCUCCCAACAGGGGCAGAAGUCACCCCACUUCAGGACCAUUUUGGGGAUCAUACUGGGAUGGUAUCAGUUGAUUUCCCAACUGCUGCCCAAUUUGACAGUCCUAUGGAAGCAGAGACUGGAGCAGUUGCUGGGGCCCCAGCGUCAGUUAACAGCUCAAGCCAGCAGUGUUCCGAAGCAUCUGCUGAGCACAUAGAAGCAAGGAGGAGAGCACGUGAGCAACUUCUGGACCUCGAAAGUGGUUUAUGUAAAAAGGCUGAUACAUUGAUUGGUGAGAUCUUUAAUUCUGUCAGGGAAGAGCUAAAGUCCAGACGCACGGUUGGUACCUGCCAGGAGUAUAUAGCCGUAGGCGGCAUAAUGAAUCCAGGUACCCUAAAAGAAGACAUCCUUGAGAAAAACCCAUCAGAAGUGACACUGACAGGGAUCCAGCUGACAGAGCAUUUGGAAGAGCAGGCCGUGGAAAAUAUGUCUGAAGUCCAAGGGGAAGAAAAGGCUUGUGCUUCACCUACGGUUGGUGAGAAGAGUCUCCUUUUUGAUUCUGAUAGAAUGAAUGUAUCUUGGUUGUUAGAAGAUCAAGCUAGGGAAUUAGUCAAUGAGAUUAUUUAUUCAGCCCAAGAAACCUCAGCAAAUGAUGCUCAGGAUACCCGGGAUUCUGAACUUCAGGCUAAUACUUCAAAACUUCUGAAGCCGCUUGAUAUGGUAAGGGAGUUCUUAGUGUCAGAACAGGCAGUAAAUCAAAGCACAUGUGAAAUUAGUGAAAAAGUAUUAGGUAGAUUCUUUGCUGUAAGUAACUUAGUUAGUGACACAGAGUCAAUUAAAGGAAGAGAAAUUGUUCUCUACCCAAAAUCCCCUUUUUCAGGAACUAGAGGUGGACAGUCUGAUAGUAUAAAUUUGCAGGAGCCAGAUACUGUUUUACUAGCUGAAGACACGCCCCAUACAAGGUUAGAUGAUAAGUCAAAAACACAUUCGUUUCUCAACAAGGACUGUAAAGAAAAAAUGGAAAUACAGUGUGUUGAUAAUCACAAAACUGAGACAGAGGAAAGAAGAACUCUUGUAUUAAAUUUCACAUGGCCUCCAUUUGUGAAUGAUGACAUCCAUGUACCUGGGACAUCGAAAAGCGGUUUGUCUGAUACUCUUUUAUGUAUAUCUGAAAAAAGCUUGCCAGGCCAUAGUAAUAAAAGCAUACCCCUUGCAGUGUCAGAAGUAGGGAAAGUACACAAGAAGGAUACUGAAGUAAAUAUAGGAAGAAUUGAGCUUAUACCUUCCAUGGUAGAAAUGGGAAAACCAAAUAAGAAGGAUGCUGAAUUGAAUAUUAUGAAAUAUGAGGCAGUCCCCCCUAUGUCAGAAGUGGGAAGAGCACAUAAAGAGGAUGCUGAAUUGCAUACCUCAAAAACUGAGCCAGCAACUGAAAUUCUUAAAAUGAGAGAAGCAUACCAAAUGGAUGCUGAGAGCUAUAUUGAAAAAACUGAGGGAUUACCUGCCAUUUUAGGAAUGGAAAAAGCUUAUGAAAUGAAGGAUACUGAAGGGGAUAUUGGCAAAACUGACAUAACACCUGAUAUGUCAGAACUGAAAAAUGUCUACCAAAAAGAUGCAGAGGGAAUCACUGGAAAGACUGAAGUGAUACCUGCCGCGUUAGAAAUGGAAAAUGUUUACCAAAAGGAUGCUGAAGGGGAUGUUGGUAAGACCGGGAUGACUUUGGUUAUGUCAGAAAUGGACAAUUUCUACCACAAAGAUGUUGAGGGCACUGCCGAAAAGGUUGAAAUGAUACCUGCUACGCUAGAAAUGGAAGAUAUUUACCAAAAAGAUGCUGAAGGAAAGAUGGACAAAACUGAGGUGAUGCCCAUUACAUUAGAAGUGGUAAAUAUCUACCAAAAAGAUGGUGAGGAGAUCACUGGAAAGACUGAAAGACCUAUGAUGGACGUGGAAAACACUUACCAAAAGGAUGCCAAAGGGGUUAUUAGGAAAACUGAAAUAGUACCUCCUUUUGUGUUAGAAGUGAAAGAAGCACACAAGAAGGCACUACCUGCUUCCUUAGAAAUGGAAAAAGCAUGUAAGAGAGAUGCAAAAGAGACAACUGGAACGAUUGUGUCCAUGCCCUUUAAGAUAGACAUGGAAAGGACAUCCCCAGAAAAUUCUGAUGGGACUGUCAGGAAGCAUAAAGUGUUGUCCACAGUGGUAAACCUUGAGAAAACAUACGGAACAGAUCUGGAAUUGCCUGUUACACAAGAAGAGGCCACGCCUCCCAUAUCUGAAGCUGAAAAAGCACCCCAAGAGGUUGCUGAAGGGAGUGGUGGAGAAAUGGAGAAGGAGCCUACUGAAAUGAAGGCAUGCUUGACAGCGUUUGACACUAGACUCACCUCUUUCAGGGGUUAUGAAUCACCUAUGCUAAGUAAGGAUUAUGAAGGCUACCUGGCCUUAGCAAUGCCAGAUUUUCAACCCGAGGCUACCAUAGGAAAGCUAGACAGAAGAACAUCUGUUACUGCAGUACAUAAGAAAAUAAGAGAUCUAGAUUAUGGAGAUGAAAAGGAAGAGCCUAACCUAGACUUCAUUGCUCAGGAUGAACAAGAAAGUUCUUCCUUUACUAUAUUAUAUGAAGAGCCUCUUCAAGAUGAGGACAAGUAUGCUACUGCAGAAGUAAGAAGAACACAGUCCCUCCUGAUUCCUGACACAUCUACCAACAGCAUGCCUGUUUCCGCGUGUGAAAGGUCUGAAAGUAGAACUGACCUCGUCCAUCAUUUUGAAAAGGAAACUAAAUUAGGUGAGACAUUCGAUGAUGAUAGUUCAGAAAUGUUCUUAUCAGUAGAGGCCAAAAGGUACAAGAUUUAUCCCUUAGCUUUGUCUCCCAUUUAUGAGGAUGACAGCUCUCAGGAGGACAUUCUAUCCAGCGAAAUCUCACCUGGCCAUCAUGGCUCCACGAAAUCAAGAGAGAGUGCAAACCAGUCCUCUUCUGUUUUAUCGCUUCUCCAGUCAGUAUCGGAGCGUUUAAAGAUGAAUUUGGAUGAAGAUGACAGAUGGAGGGGAGGGGAAGAGGAGAAAGAGGAGGAAGAGCCAUUGCACAAAGGAAGUCUGAGAGCUAGAAGGCGGGAAAAUGUUACCUUCAAGCUGCCAGAUUCUUCUAUCGCGUUUUGCCCUGAUGAUGUCCAGGAAAGUACUGGCGUUUCUAAGAGUUCUUAUGUGAUGUCAAAUGAGCCUACUACCUCUAAUCUGCAAAUUGGUCUGUGGCCAGAAAAGGCCUCCUUUCUACAAAAAUCUGACCUUACUUCCAAACUACAUUCUUCUUUAAAGAGUGCUUAUCAUCAGUAUUUGCAGACUUCCAAAAUCCGUUCCUCAGAAAAAGGAGCCAGAUUUGGUGGAAUUUUUCAGGAACCGGUGUCAAAAUAUUUCUGUGCUCGAGACACCUCAGGCCGAUUAAGCUCGUUCACAGAGAACGUUGACAAACAAACUCUGAAGCGUAACCCAAGACCUGGGAAGCUGGUUAUCUAUGAUCUCCAUGGAAGUAAAUAUAAACAAGAGAUCUACUGUAAUAUUCCCGAUGCUACAUCUUGGUCCUUUCCGAAUGGGGUACUGAUAAAAGUUGUAAGGGGCUGCUGGAUUUUAUAUGAGAAACCACAUUUCCAAGGUCAGAAAUGUAUACUAGAAGAAGGGGAAAAGGUGUUAAAUCAUGACUGGAUCCUUCAGAACAGAAAGCAUCCACAAAGAAACUUUGUAUUGGGGUCUAUCAAACGUGUCUUAAAGGAUUGCAGCAUUCCAGAGAUAGAACUUUGCCCACAGUCUGACCCAGCAUGUUGUCCUAUCUACCUACAGCAAGCAGUCCCCAAUUUGGAAGAGCUGAAUAUCCCCAAAUCUGUGUCUUUUACUGUGAAGUCAGGAGUUUGGCUUGCCUACCCGGAUAUUAAUUUCAAGGGGCAAGCCACAGUUUUGGAGGAAGACCAUGGACUCUCUGAGAUUUCUGCAGCAGAAAUGAAAUCAUUGCAUCCACUUCAAAUGGGUGGACUGAAAGUGGAAAUGCCUAUGAACUUAAAGGUUAUUAUUUAUGAAAAACCUCACUUCCAUGGACAGGCCAAAGAGUUUAGUGAACAUGUAGACUCUGUCCCUAAUUUUUUAAAAAAUGAUGUAGACUUUCAUGGAAUUGGAUCAAUUCGUGUCAUCGGUGGAGUGUGGGUUGCCUAUGAAAAAGAACAUUUUAAAGGCCAGCAAUUCUUGCUUGAAGAAGGAGAUUUUGAAGACAGUAGUGCCUGUGGGGCGUUAAGUGGUUCCAUCUUGUCUUUCCGGUACUUACAAGCUAAUUUCAUAGAAUCUUCUAUCACACUGUUUGAAUCUGAUCUAGAAAGUGGGAAGUUUAUUGACAUUACAAAUCAGGAAAUUUCUGACUUAGAAGAAAUGGGUUUUGGCAGUGAAACAAGAUCCAUUCACGUUAAAAGUGGCGUAUGGGUUGCCUACCAGCAGAAGUUCUUCUGUGGAGAACAAUACAUUUUAGAGAAAGGGAAAUACAAAUGCUUUUUUGACUGGGGAGGAUCCAAUAAUAUAAUCAUGUCAAUACGACCUAUCCAACUGGAACCACUUGGGAUAAAUGAGCCUCCACAUUUGCUCAAAGCAUUCAGUAAACCAGGGUUCCAAGGUGAAUGUAUAGAUUUUACCAAAGAAAUUUCGGAUUUGACUUCACCAUUCACGCCAUGUUCUUUUAAAGUUCUUCGGGGUUGCUGGCUCCUGUAUUACCAAGAGGACAUUUCUAAUCAUCAGUGUGUGUUAGAAGAAGGGCUGUAUGCUGACCUUACUUCCUGUGGCUGCCCAACAUCUAGAGUCAAAUCCCUCAAGCCCAUUGACUAUGUUUUUGAAGAACCCUCCAUUAGCCUUUUUGCUCUGGAACAUUGUGAGGGGAGAGAGUUACAUCUAGAAGAGGCUGUGAACUCUGUUCUGAACAAGGACCUGCACUUCUACACCCAGUCUGUGUGGGUAAAAAGUGGACUGUGGAUAGCUUAUGAAGGAUCCAAUUUCUUAGGAAGACAAAUCCUACUCAAGCCUAAUGAGAUCCCGAAUUGGACAGCAUUCAGUGGAUGGAAAACAAUUGGUUCCCUCCGUCCUAUGAAGCAGCCUGCGGUGUACAUUAGAAUAAAGAACCGAGCCCAGGAUGAGUAUCUGACAGUCACCGGAAAUGUAGCUGACACAAGGGCAACAUCUGUGUGCAUUUCUCCCUACAGUGGGAAGAAUACUCAGAUCUGGCACUACUGUCGAGGACUCUUUAAAUCCAAGGCCAGUGACACAUGUCUCGAUGUGAUUGGUGGUCGAGACAUACCUGGAGCUAAAGUUGCCCUAUGGACUGAACAUGGGCAGUUCAGGCAGAAGUGGAGACUGAACAAAAAUGGGACCAUCAGCUCCUACCUCAGUGACCAACUUGUCCUUGAUGUUAAAGGAGGAAAUUAUUAUGACAAAACUCAUGUAAUUGUAAAUGAGCCCCUGGAGGGAGAAGAAACACAGAAAUGGGACAUUGAAAUAUUGUGAGAGAAUCUGCAGCAUCCCUGAGAGACAGCAAAGGGAGAAGGACCCUCAUGCCCCGUGAAAAGGAAGCUACCUGUCCUCAUGCUUCUGGGAUCACUGAGCAGAAUGAACUUCUUCCCCAACCUUGAAGACUAUUGUUGUUAACCAUGGAGAAGCUCAAAAUAUUCUUGCCAGUCAUCCAGUGUUCCUAUGAAGAAUGCGUUAACGAUUUCUGGGAAAGGUUCUACUCCUGCUUGAUCUCCAGCUUCGGUGAGCAAGCUUCUUGAAGUCUCUUCUCUCUCCUUCCCACCAAACACGAAUCCUAUCCCUGAUAGCCAUUAUAGGACGCUGUCAUCCUGUGUUAAUUAAUCUCCUAGUAGAUGUGUGUGAAUGCAAGGCACAGAGAAGCAGAGUCCUAUAGGUCAAGUCAUACUUUUAAAAGGAUGAAUAAUAUUUUUAGCAAUAUCUGAAAACAUAUUUAAUAAACCUUACUAUUAAGCUGCUGUAUUAGAUAAACAUUAAAGGUUCCCUAUUGAAGCUUUUAUAACUGAAGCAUCGUAAGUAUUCACACUUGUAACUGACCCCAGGGAGGGGACCUCAGCUUUGUAAGGAAAAGGCUCAAGUACAGGAGUGUUUUCUGUGGCUGUUCUUUGCUCGGUCCUUCAAACUAAAAAAGCACAAGUAGCCUGCGGCUGUCCUUGCACUCUAAGUAUUAACAGAGACACCCUUCUGGGUGACAAGACUGUAAGUAACCAGGGCUUACCUAUCCUGGUUCUGAGACCUCACCUGAUCUACCUUCAAGAAGUGUUUAUAAAGACUCUGUCACCUACGUGUAAGAAUAGUCAAAUUUUUCUUCGCCUGAAGUAAGGGGAAAUUUCAGAUGUUCAAAUUAAGACCAAGUAGUAUUUGAUCCUUGACUAUACCACUUUACUUUACAAAAUGUGACGAAGACUCAGUUUUUCACUCCCAUUUUAAAUAACUUUCAUUCAAGCAAAAUCAGGCAGGUUAAUGUCUUUGACUUAGUUUCAGGUAAUCAUUACCACCAUCACGAUACAAUUCUCAAGCAUUUUUCCCUCCUGAGCUGGUCUUAAACUUGCAUUGAGACAACUGUUCUCUUCAGCCCCAACUUUUGCCGGAAAGCAGAGAAAGGUCUGCUCUACUUUCAUAUACAGAGAGACUAAAGUCUCCAAUGCUAUUUUUAAAAAUACCAACCUGUAUGCACGUUAGAAUGUUAACAGUGAACUGUUUAAACUCAGAGACCCACUAUUUUGAGUAUUUUUUAUAGAGACUUGGUCUUUCCAUGUAAAUAUUAUUGUGUUUUCUUUUCCUUCCCUUCAAGCUCAGGCUCUUGUGUCAUCUUUCAAGCAACAU